Molecule: messenger RNA, 1461 nt
Organism: Paramecium tetraurelia
Lineage: Eukaryota; Ciliophora; Oligohymenophorea; Peniculida; Parameciidae
Exons: 6
Biological process (GO): peptidyl-serine phosphorylation; intracellular signal transduction; protein autophosphorylation
Cellular component (GO): nucleus; cytoplasm
Molecular function (GO): calmodulin binding; calcium-dependent protein serine/threonine kinase activity; calcium/calmodulin-dependent protein kinase activity
Source: RefSeq, a predicted model, not a curated record
AUGGGUUGUGCUGCAGCUAAACCAGAAAAACCACAUAGCAAACAAAACUCUCCUUGCUCUCAUUCUAAGGAGGCUAUUCCCUCGAUUUCACUGAUGUAAGAAACUGAAAAAAUCGAUUCAGAUUAUAUAUUCCACACCUUGGACCCGUUAAUAACUAGAAGAAAUUACAUAAAGAAAGCGGUUUCGAAAAGCAAUAAUGCCAGUCGAAUAGUAAAGGUUUAUAAUUGUUUAAAUCUCACUACUACUGAAAAGUAGGAGUUCGAGAAGAUAGUGAACCAACUCUUGCAAAUUAAACAUUUAAACUUAGUCAGCCAAUCAUCAUACUAUUACAAUGAUAAUAAAUUAUACUUAGUGAGUGAUUUUUGUGAUGGAGGCAAUCUAUUAUCCCGCUUGGAUAAUUUCAGCCAACUACAACAACACAAUAUGUUUGAUGUCUUCUGUUAGAUCAUGGCAGGAGUCCAAUUCCUGCACAAUAAAGGGAUUGCGCAUGGUAAUAUUCAACUCGAAAGUAUUGUGUUUACAGACAAAAACAUGUAGAACAUCAAGCUAAUAGACUAUGGCAUCCCUAGUUCCUUUAAAUCAACCUGCCUAUAAUGGAGACCCAAUGGAGGUAUUCAAGAGAUCUCCUUUAAAUCUCCUGAAGCCUUGAAAUAAUCAAACCUCGCAUCAUUUAAAUCCGACAUCUGGUCGUGUGGAUGUCUCUUGUACUUCUUUUUGACCUCUCAUAUGCCAUUUUAAUCAAGGGAUGUCCAGGCCUUAAAAACGGCAAUACAAAGAGGAAUUGUCAAUUUCGAAGGCUCAGAGUGGACCAACAUCAACCCAGACAUGAAACAACUAGUCAGCAAAAUGCUUAGUACCAAUCCACAAGUUCGUCCGACCGCAGCAGAAGUGAUCAAUCAUCCAAUAUUUCUGAACAGAGCAAAAAUAAUGACCAAGCCUAAUAAGCAACUCUCCAAGUAGAUGAAAGACUUCAAAUAAUAAUCAUAAAUGCAGAAUGCUAUGCUCAAUUAUAUAGCAGAAAACAUGUUGUAAGAACAGGAUAAGAAAAAACUAAUGGAAGAAUUCCAAAAAUUUGAUUUAAAUAAGGAUGGGUAACUAACAAAGCAAGAACUCUUAACAGUUUACACUACUAUGUACUCAUCAGAAUAAGCUAAUUAAGAGGUGGAAGCCAUAUUCUCGAAAAUUGAUCAAAAUGGCAGUGGAAGAAUUGAUUACCAAGAGUUUGUGUUGGCAACUAUAGAUCAAAAAAAAUACUUCAACAGGGAAAAAUUACUCAUUUUAUUUCAAUAAAUCGAUAGAGAUCAUAGUGGAUAAUUAAGCAAAUUAGAAGUAAAGAAAUUAUUGAGAGACAUGGCAGUCCCCAAAGAAAAGCUUGAUCAAUUAUCAAAGCAAUUAGAUUAAGAUGGAGAUGGAUAAAUUACUCAAGAAGAGUUCUUGUAAAUUAUGUUAUCGAUUGCAUGA